Molecule: messenger RNA, 1527 nt
Organism: Cephus cinctus (wheat stem sawfly)
Lineage: Eukaryota; Metazoa; Arthropoda; Insecta; Hymenoptera; Cephidae
Product: RNA exonuclease 4
Exons: 3
Coding region: 312-1208 (298 amino acids)
Biological process (GO): rRNA processing
Cellular component (GO): nucleus
Molecular function (GO): nucleic acid binding; 3'-5' exonuclease activity
Source: RefSeq, a predicted model, not a curated record
UUUUCAAUUAUAGUUCAUGCGACUCGCAAAUAUGAUUUCUAUAUAAUCUGCGAGUCAUUUAAAUAGAUUUAUGGUAGGAUUCUCCAAAUUAUUAAAAACAUUAUAAUUAUUAGGAAACAGACGGUGGAUUUUAAAUUUAUAUUCUAACGAAUUUUCACGUCUGACAGCAAAAGAAGUAAGUUACGCCAAUAAUUAGUGCGUGUCACUUUAAAUAUUCUCUAUAUAAUUGGAAUCAAUACGUGAAAUAGAUGGAUCUACAUAAUUUAGGGACAAACAAACGACACUUUGCAUUUAAGGUUAAAAAGAAGUGAAUGAGGAAGAUGAAAGAUCAUCCGCGGAAUUGUUCCGUCAGCAAAAUUGAAGGACAUAGUGUAAAUCCAACAAAAAGAAUUAAACCUGUGGACAAUAGUAAGGAGCCUGCUGAUACCUUGAAAAAGAAAAAAAAAGAACAUGCACCAGUAAUAGAAGUUAAACGCUGUGCAUCUGGCUCCAAUUGGGAAAAGUUCAAGGAUCUUGUUUCUCAGGAAGCAUCUUCUGAGAAAUGUGUAAAACCAAAACCGUCACGACAAUCUAAAUCUUUGGCAGUAUCAAAGCAAACUUUACGGAAUAUGGGACAACCAAACCUUUAUGCCACGUAUCCUUCUGCUACUAGUAGCGAAGCGAAGGUGAAUGAGACUAAAGAUCAAGCAAAAAAUAUGAUAACCAAACAAAUUGCUAUGGAUUGCGAGAUGGUUGGUAUAGGUGAUGGUACAGAGAGCAUGAUUGCUCGUGUAUCCAUAGUCAACAGACAUGGAGUAUGUCUUUAUGAUAAAUAUGUAAAACCUAGAGAAAGAAUCAAAGAUUAUAGAACUGAAGUCAGUGGUAUAAGACCUCAUCAUCUUGCUACUGGAGAGGAAUUUGCGGUUGUACAAAAAGAAGUGUCAGAAAUAUUAAAAGGGAAAAUAUUAAUAGGCCAUGCAAUUAAAAAUGACCUAGACGUUUUAUAUUUAUCUCAUCCCAAGAGAUCCCUAAGAGACACAUCCAAAUAUAAACCCUUUAGAAAAGUGUCCAUGGGUAAUACACCUAGUUUAAAGAAGCUGGCAUUAGAAUUAUUAGGUAUAGAAAUACAGACUGGUGAACAUAAUUCCGUGGAGGAUGCACGAGCGGCUAUGCAACUUUAUAUGAUAUACAAAAAUCAAUGGGAAAUGGAAAUUUAUUCAAGACGAUAGUUUUCAUUUCUCUCAGUUUCGUUAUAAUAAUAAAUUACAUUCUCACUGUCGAAUUCAUGUCAAUUAAUUAACUUAAUCGUAACAAUUCGCUACAUGACUUGGCUCAAUUAACAACCUUCCUUAACUAGCAUAAAUAUUUGCAAAAAACGUAAUUGCACAAGCCGAGUCAACAGAAUCGUUAACAUAAUGCGUCCGUUAUAAUUAUUCAUAUUUUCUGUUUUGCUCGAAAGAGCAAUACAUGUUUCACAUGUUGAAUGACUUGCUGUUAAAAAUUGAACAUUGCUGUAAAGUGAUAAAAAUAAAAUUGAUUUUUCAAGAA